AUGGAUUCCACAGAAGGAGGUAUAGUGGUGACAAAUGAGGCUGAGUCGUCCUUAUUGUCAGAGGUGAAAGAGAAGCAAGAACAAGAUCCCAUUUUGCAUGAUUUGAAGGCAAGUGUUCAUAAGCAAAGAGUAUUGGCUUUUGAACAAGGGGUAGAUGGUGUGUUGAACACGACGUCAAGGUCACUACGGAAUGAAGAGGCUGUCCAAGACAAGGAGCCAGAAGUUCGGAAAGAACCUUCCAAGAAACGUGACAAGAGAAAGGUAAGAGAACCUUCUUGUAACCCUUCUCUUGGUGGUAGACCUGCUGUUGAAGAGGAGGAAGGUGCUGACAACAGCCAACUCGACGAGAGAAUCGUCGGAGUUGAGGUGGGGUUGUCGGCCUUGAACAGGAGGAUUGUUGUGGUUGAAAAUAAUUUCAGUUCCCUCGAGUCCAUUGAAGGGCUGGACGAGGUGAAGAACAACCUUGUUGAGCUUGAGGAUGUUCAAAAUGAGGGUCUGUCCACCCUCGAACUCAAGCUCAACGAGGCCAUCUCUUCCUUGCAAAGAGAGGUGGAGGCGCUGAGACGGCAGGUUGAUGAGGCUGCCGAGGUGGGGGUUCCUACUCCCGUUACUGUCUGUGAGACCCGGAUUGAGGCUCCCAAACCCAAGGACUUUCGUGGGGAAAGGAGUGCUCAAGACGUGGAGAACUUCUUAUGGCAGAUGGAUGCCUAUUUUGAACAUGUAGACAUGCACAAUGAAGCUGCCAAGAUCAGAACAGCAACAAUGUAUUUGACGGACAAAGCCAUGCUGUGGUGGCGACGGAAGAAGGCAGACAUGGAGAGGGGAGUUUGCCAGAUUGACGAUUGGGAGCAGUUCAAAGUUGAGCUCAAACGUCAGUUCUACCCUCAAAAUGUCGUUCACGAAGCUCGUCGGAGGUUGAGGGAGUUGAAGCAGACCUCCUCCAUUCGGGACUAUGUUAAGGAAUUCACGAAGUUAACACUUCAAAUUCCAAGCCUGACGAGUGAGGACUUACUGUUUUACUUUCUAGAGGGCCUUCAAAAUUGGGCCAAGCAAGAGCUUCAAAGACGUCAGGUCAGCGACGUGGAUGAGGCGAUAGUAGUGGCGGAAUCGCUCAACGAUCUCCGUACUGAUGCGGCAAAGGGGAGGGAUAACCGGAGCAAAACUAUUCCUCCCAAGGUUGACAACAACAACAGGGGCAGAAGCAGACCAAAUCCCAACAGAGGCAGCGACACGAGAAGCAACACUCGUGAUCAACCUUCCAAUUUCCGAAAGAAUUAUGAGGACCGCAAGAGGGGUGCUCCUCAUCGGGAAGGUUGCUACAUUUGUGGGGAAACAACGCAUGCAGCUCGUUAUUGCCCGUCAUUGAGAAAGCUGAGCGCUAUGGUGGCUGCCAAAAAGCAGCAAGAGAAGGCUGCAACGCAAACCAGAAGUUCUGCCGGGGAGCAACGUGGGCAGAGUAGCGGGUCAGACAAAGGCAAAAACGUGGCUGUUGGCAUGUUCAAUCACAUGGCGUUGAUCAACCAUAUUUCUACUGCUGCUUUGGCUGCCAAACCGGCUAGUGUCAAGCCGAGGGAAUCCCUGUUCGUUGAUACCAAGUUAAAUGGAAAAAAUGUGCGGAUCAUGGUGGACAACGGGGUAACACACAAUUUUGUGACUGAGCAGAAGGCCAAGGAGCUUGGCCUAAGUUAUGUUGCCAGCAAUACCAAACUGAAGACAGUCAAUGCCACUCCAACUACUGUCCAUGGCAUUUCUCCUAAAGUCCCCAUUGAUUUAGGAGAGUGGACAGGGCAGACUGACUUCACCAUUGCCCCCAUGUAUGUGUUUGAUGUAAUCUUGGGGCUUGACUUUUGGUAUGAAGUCAACGCAUUUAUCUCCCCGCGUCACAAUCAGCUGCACAUCAGUGACACCGGAGGUUCUUGCGUGGUACCCCUUAUUCGGGUACCACAAAAUGGGAUGCAGCUAUCAGCAAUGCAGCUUAUUAAGGGGUUCAAGAGAGGCGAACCAAUCUUUCUUGCUACCCUUGUUGGAGGUGCGGAAAGCUGUACAGAGGCAGUUCAAUUGCCGCAUUGCAUCGAGAAGGUCCUUAACAGCAACAAGGACGUGACGCCAGAAGAGCUUCCCCAACGGUUGCCACCCCGAAGGGAAGUUGAUCACCAAAUUGAGUUGGUUCCCGGGGCGAAGCCGCCUGCCAUGACGCCUUAUCGCAUGGCGCCCCCGGAACUUGAAGAAUUGAGGAAGCAGCUCAAGGAGUUGCUGGAUGCUGGACACAUCAGGCCGUCCAAGGCGCCGUUUGGUGCGCCUGUUUUAUUCCAAAAGAAGAAGGACGGGACGCUGCGGUUAUGCAUUGACUACCGGACCCUCAAUAAGGUCACGGUGAAGAACAAGUACCCCGUUCCUUUGAUUGCGGAUUUUGAUAGAUUGGGACAGGCAAAGGUGUUUACCAAGAUGGACUUGAGAAAGGGUUAUCACCAAGUUCGGAUUGCCGAAGGUGAUGAACCAAAGACUGCUUGUGUAACGCGCUAUGGUGCAUUCGAUUGGCUGGUAAUGCCAUUUGGGUUGACAAACGCACCGGCGACAUUCUGCACACUGAUGAACAAACUGUUCCACUCCUACUUGGAUCAGUUUGUUGUUAUUUAUUUGGAUGAUAUUGUUGUCUACAGCAACAACAUGGAAGACCAUGUAGAGCACUUGUGCAAAGUGUUCAAAGUCUUGCGCGACAACGAACUUUACGUGAAGCGAGAGAAAUGCAGCUUCGCCCAACCGACUGUCCAAUUCCUUGGGCAUUCAAUCAGCCACGGUGAGAUCAGAAUGGACAGCAACAAGGUGGAUGCUAUAAAAAAUUGGGAGGCUCCAACGAAGGUACCAGAAUUGAGGUCCUUCCUUGGCCUUGCCAAUUACUAUCGUCGCUUCAUUUUCAACUACUCAGCAAUUGCAGCUCCUCUCACGGAUUUGCUGAAGAAGGAUCGUGAUUGGAAUUGGUCGGAGGCUUGCCAAGCUGCCUUCGAGAGGCUGAAGGCUGCUGUGACGGAAGAGCGUUUGGCCUUGCCAGACUUCUCUAAGGCAUUCGAAGUCCACACUGAUGCAUCGGACUUCGCUAUCGGUGGCGUCCUAAUGCAAGAGGGCCACCCAAUAGCAUAUGAGAGCAGAAAAUUGAAUGAAGCGGAGCGGCGGUAUUCGGCGCAUGAGAAGGAGAUGACAGCCGUGGUUCACUACCUUAGAACGUGGCGCCAUUACUUGCUGGGUGCUCCCUUUGUUGUCAAGACGGACAAUGUCGCAACAACGUACUUCCAGUCCCAAAAGAAGCUGUCCGCUAAGCAAGCCCGUUGGCAGGACUUCCUAGUAGAAUUCAACUUCACUUUGGAAUACAAGCCGGGGAAAGCGAAUGUGGUUGCCGACGCACUUAGCCGCAAGGCUUCUUUGGCUGCUGUUGUGAGCUCGAGUUGCAGCUCAAUUGUUGGAGAAAUAAGGGAAGGUUUGCAGCAUGAUCCAGUGGCUAAACAACUCUUUGCCUUGGCCCAACAAGGGAAAACGAAGAAAUUCUGGGUCGAUGAUGGUCUGCUCUAUACUACGGCCAGACGGGUGUACGUCCCGAAGUGGGCCAACCUUCGGCGUACCUUGAUCAAGGAGGGCCAUGACUCUGCUUGGGCGGGUAACCCGGGGCAGAAGAGAACCUUGGCACUGAUAGAGGCUUCUUACUAUUGGCCUCGAAUGCGGGACGACGUCGAGGCAUAUGUGCGAACUUGUCUCAUUUGCCAACAAGACAAAGUUGAAACAAAUGUGCCGGGCGAAUUGCUGUAG
Solanum pennellii is the source of this 3798-nucleotide messenger RNA. RefSeq lists its product as uncharacterized. Lineage: Eukaryota; Viridiplantae; Streptophyta; Magnoliopsida; Solanales; Solanaceae. The record is from RefSeq and is a predicted model, not a curated record. Gene Ontology annotation, molecular function: zinc ion binding; nucleic acid binding.